UAUAUAACAAAUAAUUUGAGCAAGAUGGGUGAUCGUCCUUUUAUUGUCGGAUUUUCCUUCGGAAUUCUCCCUGUCAUCCUCGCUUACUUCAAGGGUUGGCUGUGGUUUCCUGCCGAACUGACAUGGGAGAAUCAAGGUUUUCUGAUACUGUGUGCUAUUGUCACUUUUAGUAACUAUCUGAACGAGUAUCUCCAGUGGUACCCUCUCCAGUACAGUAAGUUCGCUCCAGAAGGGGGGUGUCCCGCUAGAGUGGGCUGGUUCAUCAUGUACUCCACUCCCGCUGUAGCUUACGUUAUUGUCUGGAACUACCUGGGAGCUCCCUCCAGUUCGUACGAUCUGCUGAUGUUGGGUUUAUACUGUACUCACUUCACUAAACGGUGUCUGGAGGUGCUAUUUGUACACAAGUACAGUAAGGACUGCCUAUUUCUAACUGUUAUCGAGAUAGCCUCUUUCUACUCGCUUGGAGCUGUGGUUACCGCAUACUCUCUCCACAGACUCUCUGGACCUGACAGAAACUCUUUCCUUGACGAUGAGCUACGAGUUAAAGUAGGACUCUGUAUCUGGGUAACAGGGCAGCUGAUUAACCUGGUCCACCACUACAUUCUCUCUACUCUCCGGUCCCCUGGGUCCUACAAGUACAUUGUCCCUACUGGGGGGCUGUUCGGACUCAUUGUCUGUCCUCAGUACUGCGGGUCAGUUAGAGUGUGUUUACCGAGUUGUUAA
Bolinopsis microptera is the source of this 723-nucleotide messenger RNA. RefSeq names its product 3-oxo-5-alpha-steroid 4-dehydrogenase 1-like. The coding region runs from base 25 to 723 and encodes 232 amino acids. Gene Ontology annotation, molecular function: oxidoreductase activity, acting on the CH-CH group of donors. Gene Ontology annotation, biological process: lipid metabolic process. The record is from RefSeq and is a predicted model, not a curated record. The transcript has 7 exons. Lineage: Eukaryota; Metazoa; Ctenophora; Tentaculata; Lobata; Bolinopsidae.